AUGCUUGCCGGAACGCAUGUCUUGGGUGUCCCCGCCGACUCGGAUCAGAACGCCAUCAACCGCGCCUACAGCCUCAAAAAGUAUGCCGCGCGCGGCAACGACGCGGAGACCGCGCGGCUCGAGGCGGCUCACAGCAAGCUCAUGAUGGGCGCCCUCAGCGCGCGCAUCAAGGGUGUGUCUGUGAACAAGGACAUUCUCUACGCGGACCAGGAGCCACUUUUCCCCUGGAAGCCAAAGUGA
Monoraphidium neglectum is the source of this 240-nucleotide messenger RNA. Its product is annotated as glycosyl hydrolase. The record is from RefSeq and is a predicted model, not a curated record. The coding region runs from base 1 to 240 and encodes 79 amino acids. NCBI's taxonomy places the organism in Eukaryota, Viridiplantae, Chlorophyta, Chlorophyceae, Sphaeropleales, Selenastraceae. The transcript is spliced from 3 exons.